UCCCGUUGCUCUGCAUUUAUAAGGCGCCCCGGUGCGCGGAAAGGCACAAGCAUGCCUCGUCUCUAGAGAGGCAGAGCGCGUCGCUGGUUUCCUUUUUGGAUGAAAGACCUGUGCAGCCGCUGCUGAGGAAGAGCGCAGGAGUUUUACCCCAAGUUGACUGCAGCAGGUCGUUGUGACGGCGACCUUGUUCUCAGGGAAACAUCCCUGGGGACACACAUAUACUCACACGCAAGCACACACACACAGGCACCAUGCAGGAGUCAGAGCCCACAGUGUGCCAGCUGCAGCCCAACAUCAUCUCAGUGCGUCUUUUCAAGAGGAAGGUCGGUGGUCUGGGCUUUCUGGUGAAGCAGAGGGUGUCCAAGCCGCCUGUCAUCGUGUCUGACCUCAUCCGUGGCGGUGCGGCAGAGGAGUGCGGCCUGGUGCAGGUGGGUGACAUCGUUUUGGCUGUCAACAACAAGCCCCUGGUAGACCUGUCCUACGAACGGGCCCUGGAGACGCUGAAGAACGUUUCCCCUGAGAGCCACGCUGUGCUGAUCCUCCGUGGGCCUGAGGGCUUCACCACCCACCUGGAGACCACCCUGUCUGGAGAUGGCCGCCAACGCACAGUGAGGGUCACACGUCCCGCUUUCCCACCCUCAAAGUCCUACGAGCACUGCUCCCCUCUCAGCCCAUUCAGCCCCGGGCAGCAGCAGCAGGUCAACAAGGAGCCCCAGCUUAGGGCCAUUGAGAACCUAUCCUCUCCGUCCAUCACUCAGUCGCUCCUGCAGAGGGGAGGCGUGCAGGUCCAGGACCCCCUGCUGACGAGGGACGGAAGCCGCGGCACUCUCCUGUGCAAUGGGCUGGAGGAGAACAAUGAGCUGCUGAAGGAGAUCGAACCGGUGCUGCGCCUCAUCAAAAACAGCAAAAAGGAGAUCAAUGGAGAAGGACAGAGGAAUGUGGGGAGAAGAGACGCCGAGAUUCAAGUGGCCUGGGACCUCGGCGUGGGAAAUGGCACGUCUCCUCAGCUGCCGUCAGAUAACAAGAGAAUUCUGGAAAACAUGCCGGUGGUGGACCACAACGCCGACACUGACAUGCCCCCGGCCCAGGGCAGGACCUCACCCACCAAGUCACUGCAGAAUGGCAGCCCCUCCAAGUGCCCCCGCUACAUCAAGAUAAGGAACUGGGAGACUGGCACCGUCUACAGCGACACGCUCCACCACAGCUCCAGCAAGAUGCCAAUGUGCAGUGAAAAUGUGUGCCACGGCUCUGUGAUGGUGCCCACCCAGCACGUCCGCAAAUCAGACGAGGUCAGAACCAAAGAGGAGCUUCUUCCACUGGCCACUGACUUCAUAGACCAGUACUACACCUCCAUCAGAAGGAAUGGCUCUAAGGCACAUGUGGACAGGCUGGAGGAGGUGACCAAGGAGAUCGAAGCUUCAGGAACGUACCAGCUGAAAGACACUGAACUGAUUUAUGGGGCCAAGCACGCCUGGAGGAAUGCUGCCCGCUGCGUAGGGAGGAUCCAGUGGUCCAAGCUACAGGUUUUUGAUGCCAGAGACUGCACAACAGCUCAUGGAAUGUACAACUACAUCUGCAACCACAUCAAGUACGCCACCAACAAAGGCAACCUGAGGUCGGCUAUCACCAUAUUUCCUCAGAGGACAGAUGGCAAACACGACUUUCGAGUGUGGAACACUCAACUGAUUCGUUAUGCUGGCUACAAGCAGCCUGAUGGACAGAUCCACGGAGACCCUGCUAAUGUUGAAUUUACAGAGAUCUGCAUGCAGCUGGGAUGGAAAGCUCCGAAGGGUCGUUUUGAUGUCCUGCCUCUCCUGCUGCAAGCCAAUGGAAAUGACCCUGAGCUGUUUGAGAUUCCCGAAGACCUCAUCCUGGAGGUGCCGAUCACACACCCAAAGUACGAGUGGUUCAAGGAGCUGGAUCUGAAGUGGUACGGCCUCCCGGCGGUUUCCAACAUGCUGCUGGAGAUCGGUGGCCUGGAGUUCACUGGCUGCCCCUUCAGUGGCUGGUACAUGGGCACAGAGAUUGGCGUGAGGGACUUCUGCGACAGCUCACGCUACAACCUUCUGGAGGACAUUGCUAACAGGAUGGCCUUAGACACCAGGAAGACGUCCUCCCUUUGGAAAGACCAGGCACUGGUGGAGAUCAACAUUGCUGUUCUUUACAGCUUCCAGUCAUGCAAAGUGACCAUAGUGGACCAUCACUCAGCCACAGAGUCCUUCAUGAAGCACAUGGAGAAUGAGUACCGGGUGCGAGGUGGCUGUCCUGGAGACUGGGUGUGGAUUGUGCCCCCCAUGUCAGGAAGUAUCACACCGGUUUUCCACCAAGAAAUGCUCAACUACCGCCUCACUCCUUCCUUUGAGUACCAGCCUGAUCCUUGGAAUACCCACGUGUGGAAAGGAGUCAAUGGGACGCCCACAAAGAAAAGAGCUAUUGGAUUCAAGAAGCUUGCCAAGGCUGUGAAGUUCUCGGCCAAGCUCAUGGGCCAGGCCAUGGCCAAGAGGGUGAAAGCCACCAUACUGUUUGCCACAGAGACAGGCAAAUCGCAAGAUUAUGCCAAAACUCUGUGUGAAAUCUUCAAGCACGCUUUUGACGCAAAGGUCAUGUCAAUGGAUGAAUAUGAUGUGGUAGACCUGGAGCAUGAGACGCUGGUGUUGGUGGUGACCAGCACAUUCGGCAAUGGCGAUCCACCUGAAAAUGGAGAGAAAUUUGGAGGUGCCUUAAUGGAGAUGCGCCACCCGACAUCCAACACAGAAGAUAGGAAGAGCUACAAGGUCCGUUUCAAUAGCGUGUCAUCCUACUCUGACACUCGCAAGUCCUCCAGUGACGAGCCAGAAGCCAAGAUUAACUUUGAGAGCACCGGACCUCUCGCUAAUGUCAGGUUCUCAGUGUUUGGCCUUGGCUCCAGGGCCUACCCACACUUCUGCGCCUUUGCCCACGCUGUGGACACGCUGUUUGAAGAGCUGGGGGGGGAGCGCAUCCUACGCAUGGGGGAAGGAGAUGAGCUGUGUGGCCAGGAGGAGUCAUUCAGAACCUGGGCCAAGAAGGUUUUUAAGGCUGCAUGUGAUGUGUUCUGUGUUGGCGAUGAUGUGAACAUCGAGAAGGCCAACGAUUCUUUGAUCAGCAAUGACCGCAGCUGGAAGAAGAGCAAGUUCCGCCUCACGUACACAGCCGAGGCCCCGGCCCUCACAGAAGCAUUGUACAGUAUUCACAAGAAGAGGGUUUAUGGAGCAAAGAUGCUAGAGUCUCAAAACUUGCAAAGUCCCAAAUCCAAUCGCUCCACCAUAUUUGUGCGGCUCCACACAAACAACCACGACAGGCUGAGCUAUCAUCCCGGCGACCAUCUGGGCAUCUUCCCUGGCAACCACGAGGACCUGGUGACAGCUCUCAUAGAUAAACUGGAGGAUGCUCCACCUGUCAAUCAGAUAGUGAAAGUGGAGUUCCUGGAGGAGAGGAACACUGCCCUAGGUGUUAUCAGUAACUGGACAAAUGAGACUCGUAUCCCUCCCUGCACCAUCUACCAGGCCUUCCAGUACUUCCUGGACAUCACCACCCCACCGAGUCCUGUGCUGCUGCAGCAGUUUGCUGCUCUGGCAACCAAUGAAAAACAGAAAAAGAAACUAGAGAUCCUAAGUAAGGGCUUGCAGGAGUAUGAGGAGUGGAAGUGGUACAACAAUCCGACACUGGUGGAGGUGCUGGAGGAAUUCCCCUCUAUCCAGAUGCCCUCCACUCUGCUGCUCACCCAGCUGCCCCUGCUGCAGCCUCGCUACUACUCCAUCAGCUCCUCUCCAGACAUGCACCCAGGAGAGAUCCACCUCACUGUCGCUGUGGUCUCUUACCGUGCCAGAGAUGGAUCGGGGCCUGUCCACCAUGGAGUGUGUUCAUCGUGGCUCAACAGGAUAGAGAAGGGGGAGAUGGUGCCGUGCUUCGUCCGAAGUGCACCAUCAUUCCAACUUCCCAAAGACAACCAAGUACCUUGUAUCCUGGUUGGUCCAGGAACAGGUAUCGCCCCAUUCAGAAGCUUCUGGCAACAGAGACUGUAUGACCUUGAACACAACGGAAUUGAGUCGUACCCCAUGAUCCUGGUGUUUGGUUGUCGGCAGUCUGAGAUGGACCACAUCUACAAAGAGGAGACCAUUCAGGCCAAGAACAAAGAAGCGUUCAAGGAGCUCUACACGGCCUAUUCCAGAGAACCCGGCAAACCAAAGAAAUAUGUACAGGAUGUACUGCGCGAGCAGCUGUCAGAGACGGUGUACCAGUGCCUGAAGGAGGAGGGAGGACACAUCUACGUGUGUGGGGAUGUUACAAUGGCUGGAGAUGUUCUCAAGACUGUCCAGCAAAUCAUCAAGCAGCAGGCCAACAUGACCCUGGAGGAUGCUGGCUUCUUCAUCAGCAAGCUGCGGGAUGAGAACCGCUACCAUGAGGACAUCUUUGGUGUCACCCUGCGCACCUAUGAGGUCACCAACCGGCUUCGUUCAGAGUCCAUUGCCUACAUUGAGGAGAGCAAAAAGGACUCGGAUGAGGUUUUCUGCUCGUAGGUCUGUGAAUCGGGGGCUUUCUGACAACAACCAGUCUGGAGGACACAGCAACGCUGGUUAAAAAAAUACUGUGCCAAUUUUUGUACUGUAAAAAAAAAAGAUGGGUUUCUUUCUUCUUCUUUUUUUAUACCACUUUAAUGUUUCUGUUGGGCUCUGCAAUUUUGUCUGUAGCAAGUUGGAAAUGUUCUGUUCUCUGAGAAUCUGUUUUGCUCGUUGAUGAUACUUCCAAAAAUUAUAAAUUGAUCAUUUUUGAUUCAUAAUGUGUGCACCUAGUGUAAUGACCUGCCUCAUUGUGAAUGCAUGACCAAGACAAGAAUAUACUCAAGAAAUAUAAUAUACUCUGUGUUGUUGUUACAGUUAAAAGGCUUUUAUUGAGGUUUUAUAUUUAUGAGGAAACGUGUGGCAUUGUUAACAAACUCACAGACACUUCUGAAGUAUGAAUUAAGUCGACUUUAUGUUUCAGGAAAGAUUCAGGGCUGGUUAAAUCUACUUAGGCUGUUUUUUUGUUUUGUUUUUAUCAAAGGCUGUAGUUUCAGGAGAAGUUCAAAAGGGCAGAGAUAACUGAAAGAUGUACAGGCAUGCAGAUAGAAAAACUGAGAGAUGGAUUUUAUUUUUGUGAGCAAAUUUGUCGUGUUGACAGGUCGCCCUGAAUUAUGAAAACAGCGAUUCUGUCACAGCCUCAACUAACAUAUUAUCUAGCUCUUCACUGGCAGUCCAUCAAAAUGCAUCAGCCUCCGUGCCAGCUCUCUUUUUAGUGGCCUGUCCGUUCUCUCCCUAACACCAUAAUGUUAUGUGUCCCAGCUGGUGCUUGCACAACCCACAGCAGCUGCAUAGGAAUGUGCAGAGCAGCCACUAAAAAAGCAGUCUGAACCAGUGCUUAUUAAGAUGAACUCUAAUUAAUGGAAAAUAAAAUAUUCUGUAAACUUUUUCUUAGAUUUUAAAAUAUCUAACUAUUGAUGUGUUGACUAUGAUAACAGAAAACUCAUAUGUUAAAUCAUAUAAUCAUGGUGGAGGGACCUUGUUUUGAAAAAUUAUUUUUUUAACUGUGGAUAUUUAUUCAAAGCUUUUAUCAGUAGUUAUAAAUUAAAGGAAUUUUUUUUUUGGUGGGGGGUGUUAUGUUUAAUCUCUGAAAAGAGAAAAUUUUGAUACCACCCUCAUGUCUGUACGGUAAAUAUAAAGCUACAGCCAGCAGCCAGUUAGCAGGUGUCCAGACUGAAAGAGCCCUGUGUUAAAACAAUGCAAGAGAUUGCGUUGAUGGGGGGGGGGUGUUGUUUCAUGUAGUGGUGAGACAUGAAAUACCAUCCAGGAUGUCCAGUUUGAGUAACAGAGCCGUGAAUCUGAAGGAAAUAAAUGCAAAACUGCUAAAUUUAUAAUACUAUGAGAUAGGGUUUAACAACUCUGGGAAGUUGUCAUAUGUUAUAAUUUGUUAAGAUGAAGUUGUGUUGCAUUCAAAGACUGCAAAAAAGAAGUGAACGUAGCCACUAUGACGCCACCCAUUGGUUUGUGGGCUACUGUUCGGAAGUGUCAUCUUAGUUUGUUGGAGCUAGAGGUGACCAUAUUUGGGUGAGAGGGUGGGGCUGCGGAGGAGUGAGGAGUGGAUUUGACUAAGAACCCGAGGAAACUCUGUACGCCCAUCCAGUCCGGUAACCUGACUGCGCCUGGCUCCCGGCUACACCAUGCAGAAGUCACUGAGUUACCAUCUAGGGCUAGCUAGCUAGCUUGGUUAGCAAGGUGCAUCUGUAAUUCAUGUUAACUGUGAUGUAUAUAUACUGUAUAGUACUUUUCUGGUCUCCAGUCAAAGCGCUUUUACACUACAUGUCACAUUAACACACACUCACACACUGAUGGAGCAGCCAUUGAGAGCAAUUUGGGGUUCAGUAUCUCGCCCAAGGAUACUUGACAUGCGGACUGGAGGAGUUGGUGAUCAAACUGCCGAUCUUCUGAUUGGUGGACGACCCACUCUACCUUCUGAGUCAUAGCCGCCCCAGCUGAACACCUAACAACUGCUUAACCUGUUAGGGGCCGUGCUUGGUGCUGGAGCCUAUCCCAGCUGACAUUGUGUGAGAGGUAGGGUACACCCUGGACAGGUCGUCAGACUAUCACAGGGCUUAAACAUAGAGACAGACAACCAUUCAUGCUCACAUUCACACCUACAGACAAUUUACAGUCACCAAUUCCUUCUGAGCUAAAGCCCUGCCAACACCUAACAAGACAUUUUUAGGCGACAAACAUGUCACCAAUUAACUUUCAUAAAUUUGAAAACACCGACAACACCCCAAAGUAGUUUACACUCUAUCCUGACUGCCAGGUCACCGUGGUAGUGACUUGUCAACACAAGCUAGCAUCGCACUAAAGCAUACCCUGCUUAAUCAUGUAUUUUACUCUAAAUGGGACCAUAAUUCACCUAAUGAACAUCAGGUUGUAUUUAAAGAAUACUUAAGAGUAGCAACUAAGACCAAAGUGUUUACUGAGGUAAUAAAUCAAAUGAGAAGUUUGGUCAUUUUUACAGAGACCUCUGUACAAUCCGUUAUUUUUGCAGCCAGUGGAGUCGCCCCCAGCUGGCCAUUAGAAAGAAUGCAGCUUUAGAGCACUUUGCAUUGGCUUCACUUUUCAUUCUUGCAGGCUACGCCCACUUGUUGUAUACAGUUUGUGGUUGUGUUGCAACAAAAGUAAAGCCUGGUUCAACUUUUUGGGCGACCCUGCAUAUUUUUGCCCAAAAAAUUGCGUUGGCCCCUUGGCUGUCACUGGACAGGCUCCAUUGGAAUGAAUAAGAGUGGUAUGUUUUUAAAUGCAGGGCUAAGGUGGGUCUGAAUGCAGCCUUAGCUUAGCAUAACAACAGUGGCUCAGGAAGUAGAGCAGGUUGUAUGUGGUUCAAUCUCGGCUCCUUCAGUUCGCAUGUUGAGGUGACCUUGGGCAACAUACUUAACCCCAAAUUUUUCCUGAUAAGUGUGCCAUCAGUGUGUGUGAAUGUGGCAUGUUGUGUAAAAGUGCUUUGAGUGGUCGGAACAAAUCCAAGUCCACUUAUCAGCACCUGAAAUAUUGACACAUUAUAAUAUUUGUUUGUUUAAGCUGUUGAAAAAGACUGUGCCGGAUUUUUCUUGGCUGGGAGCAGAAAGUCACUGCUUCUGGCCCCAAAUGGUCCGUGUUAAUUAGUGAGCUUUAUUUCUAUUUGUACAAAGCCAAGCUAGCUGUUUCCCCUGUUUCCAGUCCAAGGCUUCUGGCUGUAGUGUCACAUUUACUGUACAAACAUGACAGCAGUAUAGAUUUUUUCAUCUUACUUUGUCAAACAAUUCCUUUAAGUGACACAUCUCUGUAACAAAACCUUGUUAAGUAAUGCAAAAAGAUGUCUUUUAUCACCCCGUGCUGCCCAGAUCAUUUCUGACAGCUAUCGAGCUUUUAAAAUUGGCAUUUAUCAGCAUCAUUACUCCUCUGCCUCUUGCCUUACAUUAACUCUCUGCCUCUGCCUACAUGCAGCACAUUCAUUCUUUCUUUUGUCUCUCUGCAUGAUUGUGCACAACCCUACGGCUCAUAUGCCACCCUUUCACUGUGACCUGACACCUGCUCAGUAGCAUCAGCAUGCAUGAGUGUGUGCGCGCAUGUGUGUGUGUGUGUGUGUGUGCCAUCGAAACCAUCUUACUGUAAGUGUGCGCAUCUCUAUACGAGUGGGUGUAAACCAUGCAUGUGCUCAAGUGUACGUUGUUACAUGGUUAUUCUGCUUGUUGCCUGUUACCUUGUCAAACUGGUCAGAUUUUAAAAUAAGCAUGAACUUCUUGUUGUGUGAGUCACACGAGCCUGCAGAUCUUACAGAUGGUGUUUUGGUAACAGGAAACUGCCCACAUGGCUUUAAGUUUCUUGAUCUCAGCAGUUCAGUUCUAUUGUGAUAAGUUCCAGUGAAGUUUUUCAUUCAGGGACAAGAGGCAAUCACACUGCCGCUGUGGUCAUUUGCUGCUUUCCAAUGAGUCAGGGUUGUACUUCGAAUAUAUUUGUGCAGGGGCCACGUUGUUUAUUGAUCACCCUCUCUGCGGUAACCUGUGGCUUUUCUUGUCAGCUUGUUUGUUCCCUUUCUUUGUCUGAUUCAAAUUAAAGAUUACUGUUAGCAUGAUUAACGGAUCUUAAUGUGAUUUUCAAACGUCCCUCACAGCAGAAUAUGUUUGGUUCUUUGGGGGUUUGUUUUAUUUUCUCGAUCAACUGUUUCCACUGCCGGGAGAAAAUGGGUGAUCCCCAGUGUUCCCCACUGUUGUUCAUUCUGGAUGAAUGUCUCCUCUGUAUAAUUUGUUUAAAAGGAUUUAGUUUAAUCGGAAUGAGAGCCGUCAAGAAAAUGUCUGUGAUGUAAAAUGUGCAGCAGGAAAACAAUUGAUACAAGAUAUAGCUUCUAUAUAUAGCUUCUAUAGAUAUAUAUUCAAAGACAAAGUAUAAAAUAUAAAGAGUACCACUUUGAUCUUUUCUAAGAAUGUAUUUUGAUUAUGUAAAUGAGCACUAUGAUUCUGCUUGAUUUAAAAAGAACAAAAAAAGGCCUAUUCUACGGUGUCUCUCAUAUCCUUUAGGUAUGGGAUUAAAACAGCAGCAUUAAAUCAAUGCAUGGUGAUCUUCUCUCUCCUGUUCAUAUUUAAAAAGCUCUGUCUAUUUACCAGCACUGUGUCAGUCAGUGAGACUGUAUUGUGAGGUUGUCUGGCCUUUCUCGCAGGCCUUGGGAUGAUAAAACAUUCUCGAGGGGGUUUCUUUUUCUGUGUUUGCAUAUCGCUGCUGCUAUGAACAACUCUGAUCCAAUCAGCCUCUGCUAUAAUGACCUUUGUUGUGUAAUUGAUUGAGGAUAUUCCAUUUUAAUGCAUCAACUGCAAGGACUUUGCAUUUACUUACAAAUAAAGAGAAACAUUUACAGAAUA
Molecule: messenger RNA, 9421 nt
Organism: Epinephelus fuscoguttatus (brown-marbled grouper)
Lineage: Eukaryota; Metazoa; Chordata; Actinopteri; Perciformes; Serranidae
Gene: nos1
Product: nitric oxide synthase 1 (neuronal)
Exons: 29
Coding region: 252-4538 (1428 amino acids)
Biological process (GO): nitric oxide biosynthetic process
Molecular function (GO): heme binding; FMN binding; nitric-oxide synthase activity
Source: RefSeq, a predicted model, not a curated record